CCCCCCCUCCCCGACGAUUCUCGAAAAAGUUUGAUAGAGCACCCACUCCUCCUCCUCUCUCACCCUCCUCCCCCUUCUCUCACUCCUUCGACGCUCCGAACGGAUCAUUUCUGCUUCUCUCCCUUUUAGUGAAGUGCAGGGCUGUUCCCUUCCGCCGUCGGCCGCAGUUUCUCCUCCUCCACGCCCUCAGUCAGUCAGUCGUUCAGCAAGACCCGGUGGUUGGCGGCUGCAGGCGGCGUCAGAUCGCGACACAUCGCGCGGUAUUGUGUGAGCGCGAGUUCAAAACAGAAAAAAAAAAAAAAGAGGAAGGAGUGGGUUAGUGGAGUGAAAACUUAGGGACCUGCGGUGAGAGGCGCAAAACUCUUCCCUUCGCUCUGUCCUCAUUCUUUCUCUCCGCUGCUUGUGUACCUAAACUUCCUUCGCGCUUCUGACGACAAACGUUUCAGAUGACAGAUAAUCAGUUGCUUGUUGCCGUUCGAAGAUGUCGACGGCGCCGAUGAAAUUGUUGUCGCUGUCGCUCGUAACUACCACGACGACGAAGAGGACGCCAACGGCGACGACUGAUCUUGUCUUCGGUGACGUCGUUGGAGACAGCUCGGCUCACUUCGUCUUCUCUCGGAGCUCCCCCGUGCCAUGGAUUUGAACCCCGGUAGACCUGUUGGAUUGUGUUGUGUGCAUCUGCUGUGAUAACGCCAUCAGCUUAGCCGCCGACAUCGACCUGCAGAUGAACAUCUCCGAAACUUUUGAGUUUUGUUUGUGUUGUAGUUGUGCGACGAUUGAGGAUUAGUACGGUCUGGUCUGGAUUCGAACCACAGUUUCAAACAAGUGGUAAACAGAAGUGGAUUUAAACCCAGACUGGUUGCUUGCCCGGAGAACUGGUGGAAGUUGUUACCUUGACGAAACCUUCCUCUUCUGGGAAAGAAGCUUUAGUGCAAAGAAAGAUGCUUGCAGUCACCAAAAUCAUGUACUUCGUCCUGUGUGUGUUGUGGCUGUUGUUCGUCACCGCUUCCAAUGUCUCGGCCUUCGAGAACGUGACGUACACCAACGUCACAACAACAAGAACCACCUUCAACGAGACUAAGACAGUGGCGCCCUCUAACACCGCCAAACAUGACUACGCCGUGCACGACGCCAAGAACAUAGCCAUCGACCGCUACGUUACUCCUUUCAUCUACCUGGUGGGUUUCCCGGGUAACAUCCUCUCCUUCAUCAUCUGGAUUCAGAAGCGCAUGCGGCAUUCGUCUGGCUGUUACCUGGCGGCAUUGGCCCUCGACGACUUUGUCUUCCUGUCGCUGCACGUGGUGUUCGAGUUGCACAUGGCGUGGCAGGUACACUUGCUCAACACCACGAUGGUGUGCCAGGUGUUCCCGAUCGUGUUCAUGGCCUCCCAGUACCUCGGCCCGCUUCUGGUGCUGGGCUUCACCACCGAGCGGUACAUCUCCAUCUGCCAUCCGUUUCGGCGCGAGAAGUACUGCACGGUCCGGCGUGCCAAGAUCGUCAUCGCCAUCCUGGUCGUGCUGGCCAUAUGCCUGAGCGCCGUGCAGGGCUACUUCUACACCAUGCACGCCGGAUCGCUGAACAACGACACCAGCACCAGCUCCAACGACACCCACCAGCAAUCCAUGGACUGUGGCCCUCGUCCGGAGGUCAGCGCCGGCGGAACCACCAGCCUGAUGCUGCUCUGGAACCUCAGCAUCGAGAUCCUGACGUUCCUGCUGGUGCCGCUGGCGGUGCUGUCGCUCAACAUCCUGGUCAUCGCCGAGCUGCGCCGCAUGUCGCGGGUGGAGUCGCACACGCUGCAGAGCCACUCGCAGCGGACCUCCGCCACCACGGUGAUGCUGUUGGCUGUCUCCUUCUAUCUCAUCCUCACCACCCUCCCAGUGACCAUCGUCUACUCUCUCUUCUUCGAAUUCAAUUACGAGAACUUGAUCCACCCCAACGGCUCUCUAAUAAACCCGGAAGACCCUCAGAAUCAGCGCGUGAUGACUUACGAGCUCGUGCUGACCUCCAUCAAAGAGUACGGCACGACGCAGUACGCCUUCAACAUCUUCAUCUAUGUCAUCACGGGCAAGAUCUUCCGCAAGGAGUUGAAGAAGCUGUUCCUGCGAGCUGUGUGCGCCAAGUUCACUCUGUCCAUCCCCAAGGAGUACAGCAGCCUCAAGAGCAGCGUCCGGGGCAGCAACAAAACAAAAAGCGUGUGGGUGUCGAUGAAUGGUCACGGGGACAAUGAACUCAGGGACACCGAGGAGACGAACGUAUGACGGAAGCCAGGAGCAGUGGACUGUGAGUUUCUUUUUUUUUUAAAUCUCUUUUGCACGUGACUCAUGUCACGGGGCAGGACCAGAACAGUGUCCUCUAGCCAUCCACAUCCAACAUGCUUUUGUUUUGAAAGAGGAAUUCUUUUCUGAAGGAUGCGCCUAGCUUUUUGCUCGUUUAACGAGGAAGAAGGUGGGAUCAGUCUGGAUCUCUGCGACACCAUAAGGAGCGGAUAGUGGGGAUCACCCUCUUUUCCUACCCUCCUACUCGCAUGGUGAACUUUGACAAGGUGGUGGAGAGAAAGGUCAAAGGUCUUACAGGUCAGAAGAGGACUCAAAGACCCGAAGACCCCUGAAAGCCAGUAAAGGUUCAAGCAUCGACGAAGGCCAGUCUUGGGGUUGGUGGGUUGGUGGGUUGGUGGGUUGGUGGGUAAGGUAGUUGAACUGUGUGACAAUACUCGAGGCUUCGUGGCAACGCUUGCUUACCCCUGAUCUAGCCAGCCAACCAGCCAGCCAGCCAGAAAAAAACAUGGUUUCGCUUCAGACUAAUCCUCACAAUUGCAAUGAAAUGGAGCAGUACGUGCGCGCGAUUUUGUUUCCGAUGAAUACUCGAGGGGGUUGAAGUAUUCAUGCAAACAAUGAAAGAACUGAUUAAAAAAGUAUUACCUACACAGUGUCAAGUGUUUGUUUAGUACAUCUAAAAUUUAAAGGCGAUACAAGGUGGAUUUUAAAAAUUCGUUUAUAGGACAAUUUUCAUAGUUUCCUUUGGCCCAAAAUAGGUUCAUCUGCUUUCUGACCGACAGCUUCUUAAAACUUUUUAAAACUCGUGAAGACUUUCAUCCUCGAUAGUCGCGUCUUAGUUCCAGGCUUGGGGAAGAAAGGUGGAUGUACAAAACAAGUUUGUUGUCAGACCUGUUCCAAAACAACCUGACGGAGACCUAAGUGUAAGACUGGGGUCAUCAUCUUUGUCUCGCUCUCGUGACUGACACUCGAAGACAGGUUAGAUGGUUUUAACAUGCACGUCUCGUACAACGGAUCAUCGUGCACUCAGCCUCGCUGUGGAUGAGAUCAAAGGACUAAUAACAUGUACCCUGAUGAACACCCGUCUUUCUUUACGACAGGAGAGCGCCAGCAGCUCAAAGAGAGGUGAUGAUGGUAAUCACUUUCGAAGGCAUCUGGAGGGAAAAUAAUAUUUUAACUGCUGUCGUUAGGAUGCUACCCAAGCUCGUGAAAAACAAAUAAAAACGAGGAACAAAUAAAUCAUCAGAGAAGAGGAUAAGUACGACAUCGUUUAGCAUGUUAGUGUGAAAACUAUUGGCUCAACAUGUAAUUUUGUGCCUAGGGACUGCGUGCUGUUAAAGUUGUCUACAAAAUGUUUGAACUGUGACACCCUUGUUGAACUUCUUCUAAACAUUUUGUCAUUUAUUUGUCUCUGUGUUGGAGAUUAUGACUUUUUUGUUGUUAUUAUCAUCUGUUGAAACGGACACGGAGCUAAACCAUCGCGAAGGUUGGUCUUUAACUCCAAUACAACUUGCAUCCAUUAUUUAUGUUGCCAUUGUUUCUUCUUUGCUGAUGUCCUCCAAGUCACCACCAGGACGAGUUUGUUGACAAAACUAUUCCUGUGUUGACACACCACACUGCGGCAUGUUGUUGUGUACUCAUGGGUUAUACAUAAUAACCUCGGCCAUGUACACUGUACAGCACUUAAAGCAUGCUAAUGAUAGAGUCUGUGAAGCCAUUGUUAGCCGUUGGUAUCUAUACCUACAUGUUGUUUGAUGUUGCUGUUGUCCUUGUUGCGAAGAUCGUUGGGAAGGAUUGAAUGAUUCCCGAGAUAUACAGCUUUGUUGUGACCGUGAAUAUAGCAUACAGUGAUACAAUGCCUAUGAUGAUGUGCAUUUAACCUCGAAAUACUAACAUUUGUGACAAGAGUAUGGAAGUAAAAUACUGACAGAAUUGCUGACUUGUACUGUCCCCAGCAUCGUUGCCAGGGCGACUUGACGAAAGGGUGCAUGGUUCGACUCCAGAAAUUUGUUCUUGUGUAAAGUAAAUUCUUAAUUUAUACAUCAUUAACAGUCUGAUACUUAUUUUCUUGAAAUAUUAUUUGCUCUUCGUUUGUCCAUUUUUGUUUCUUUUUGUAUAGUUUGGUCGAAGGAAACAUGAGGUAGACAUCUACCGAAAGUAA
Molecule: messenger RNA, 4437 nt
Organism: Pomacea canaliculata
Lineage: Eukaryota; Metazoa; Mollusca; Gastropoda; Architaenioglossa; Ampullariidae
Product: growth hormone secretagogue receptor type 1-like
Exons: 3
Coding region: 942-2261 (439 amino acids)
Biological process (GO): G protein-coupled receptor signaling pathway
Cellular component (GO): plasma membrane
Molecular function (GO): G protein-coupled receptor activity
Source: RefSeq, a predicted model, not a curated record